AUGUAUUGUGAAUAUCCAAAGAAUGCUUUCCAAGUGCUGAUCAAUAGGCAGUGUCCUGCUACACAUCCAUUUUGUGUCAUUGAUGUGCCAUUCGAUGUGUUGCUUAAUCAGAGGUAUAGAUGUGCCACAGCGCCACGUCGAACAGAUCUCAUGGUACAUUUGAUGAAUUCAUCACAAUUGUUGGCACAAGUAAACAAUGACAAUGAAUUAUAUGGUGGUCAUUCGAAUUGUAUGUUAACCGCAUUUUAUUCGCCAGAUUGUGCAUUUAGCAUACGAAUGGUGUCCUACCUCUAUCAAUUGCCACGCAUGUAUCCUCGAUUGCAUAUUGUUGCCACUGAUGCAAGAGACCAUAGCAAGUUGAAUAGUCGGUAUGGGAUCAUUGGGACACCUACCAUACUACUAUGGGUCGAUGGCAGUGUAGUUUCCCGUAUGGAUGAGGCACCUUUCUCAUUGAAAGCAUUCAAAGAUUAUAUAGAAAAAUGGACUGAUCUUGAGUUAGAAUAUAUUGCAGCAAUGGAAAACGAAAGUGGUUUGAUUGAAAACAUACAAUUUCACAAAUCAAGUUUCGAUUGGUAUCUUUGCAUGUCGUGGUGUUCUUUUAUGCUAAGCAUUGUUUAUUUCUUCAUGAAUUCGAAAUACGGACAAGCUUUCUGGGCAACAGUCCAGACAAAUUACAUUCAACCAAAUCAGGCUCAGCGAUAA
Molecule: messenger RNA, 702 nt
Organism: Acanthocheilonema viteae
Lineage: Eukaryota; Metazoa; Nematoda; Chromadorea; Rhabditida; Onchocercidae
Source: the annotation of a GenBank genome assembly